Messenger RNA from Dipodomys ordii (Ord's kangaroo rat), 981 nucleotides. It is a transcript of the gene Fads6, whose product is annotated as fatty acid desaturase 6. The annotation marks the transcript as partial. The transcript is spliced from 6 exons. The record is from RefSeq and is a predicted model, not a curated record. Gene Ontology annotation, cellular component: membrane. Gene Ontology annotation, biological process: lipid metabolic process. NCBI's taxonomy places the organism in Eukaryota, Metazoa, Chordata, Mammalia, Rodentia, Heteromyidae. Gene Ontology annotation, molecular function: oxidoreductase activity, acting on paired donors, with oxidation of a pair of donors resulting in the reduction of molecular oxygen to two molecules of water.
CUGCUGGCCGAGCUGGAGCGGCAGGUGCAGGGCGUGGUGAGGGCGAGCUCGUGGUGGCAGCGGCGCGGCGUGGACUGCGCCAUCCUGGCGCUCAGCCUCCUGGCCGUGCCAGCCGGGUUCCUGUGUCUGCGCUUUGAGAACGUCCUGCUCUUUGCCACCGGCAUUGCCAUCUUGGGGGUGUGCCACUCCACACUGACGGUCAAGGGCAGUCACCUGGCCACGCACAGUGCCCUCACCCAGUCCAAACGCUGGAGUAAGCUCUGGAUGCUUUUCUUUGUGGAGGUGUGCACAGCCUUCCCCGCCGAAGAUGGCAAGUACAACCACGUGAAGAUGCAUCAUGGCUACACCAACGUGGUGGGCCUGGGGGACUCCAGCACCUGGAAGCUGCCCAGCCUCAACCGCUACGUCUACAUGUUCCUCGCACCCUUGUCCAUCCCCAUCUUAACCCCACUGGUGGCUCUUGGCCGGUUAAGGACGGUGGAACUGAGGCUGGCUCUGAGGUCACUAGGCCUGAUUUCCCUGGGCCUUUAUUCUCAGUACUGGCUGUUCCUGAAUGUGUCAGGCUUCAAGAGCCCCAGCUCGGCCCUGGCCUGUAUGCUGCUCACCAGAUCUCUGCUGGUCCACCCAUACCUGCACGUCAACAUCUUCCAGCACCUUGGAUUGCCCAUGUUUGCCCCGGACAAGAAGCCCAGCCGAAUUUACAUGAUGAGCCUCGGUGUCCUCAACCUGCCCCGGCUGCCAGUGCUGGACUGGGUGUUCGGCCAUUCGCUCAUCAGCUGCCACGUGGAGCACCACCUGUUCCCUGAGCUCUCCGACAACAUGUGCCUCAAGGUGAAGCCCUUGGUGUCCCAGUUCUUCCGGGAGAAACAGCUGCCGUACAAUGAAGACUCCUACCUGGCUCGGUUGAGACUCUUCCUCAGUCACUACGAGGAGUUCAUGGUGCACGCCCCGCCCAUCACUGAGCUGGUGGGGGUGCAGUGA